UCUUUACAUUUAUAACCCAUUUAAUUAACCUCAAUCCGAUUCUAUGGUAAUGUUGCUGAAUAAAUAAAUAUAUUUUAUCAGUGGAUGAGUAAAGAAAGGGGACGAUUUUAGCUAUGAAGGUAAGGCAGAUAGUUGCACUAUUGGCGGUCGGAUGCCUGGUGCUAGGUGGCAUGACCUCGGUACUGGCGCAAGAUGAAGAAAGUGACUUUGCUGAAUUUGAUGACUUCGAUGCCGACGAUGAUUUCGUUGAUGCAGCAACCACAUCAGCACCACAAGCUGCAAAAGCCCCACAACAGGUGAACGUACCUGAGAAAUUAAAAAGCGGUGAGCAAGUCGAUAGCAAGUCAGAUGACUUCAAAACGGAUGAUGACGACGGCGUCGUUGAAGAUGACGAUAACGAAUUUGAACAUUUUCAAGACGAAGAAGAAUUUGAAGGUUUCGACGUCGGCGAAAACAAAGAUUUACCCGUAGAUCAAAAGACCGCAGAACCGAAACUAACGGUGGCCAAGAUUCCAAUGCAUUUCCGCACACAUUGGGAUUCAUAUUGGAUGGAAAUGCUAAUGUUGGGCGGACUUUUGGCUUACUUCGCCAAUUUCUUUGCGGGAAAAACGAAGAAUGCCAGGCUUGCACAGCUGUGGUAUAGCACGCACAAAGGGCUCUUGGACGAUAAUUUUGUGCUAGUUGGCGAUGAUGGCAAACAAGAAAACGAAAACCCCGGUUUGAUGAAAGAAAGCGAAAGCUUGUAUACAUUGUGGUGCUCUGGCCGCACUUGCUGUGAGGGGAUGCUUGUGGAGCUAAAAAUGAUUAAGCGUCAGGAUUUAGUGGCAUUAGUGUCCGGACUGAUACGGCCGCAACAAGAUCAAGUGCACAUAAAAGUCGAAAUGACACGAGGUGUAAUGGACUCAUUUGUGUUUUGCGUGGGCUCAAGAAAAACUAUAACAAAAGUUUUCAAAGAAUACGCCGAUUUGAACAAGUAUUGCAGUCUAGUCAGUAAGCCAGAGGAUCGCUACAAAGUACCUGCAGGAUUUAGUGUGCUCUCAGAAAUACCUGAAGCAACGUCGGCUAUGUUGGAGGCGCGCAUAAUCACAGCACUCAACAAAUACCAGCGUUACAUUGACUACAUCCACAUUUCUGAUCAAUUUAGUGGUCCAAUUCAACAGGAAGAUGCCAACAAUUUAAAACAACCAGAGACAAAAUGUAUGCUUAUGGCAGGAUUUAACAUGCCCAAGAGUGUGGAUAUGGAAUCAAUUAAACCAUUGCUCAUUCUCAUCUUCUACUUGAUGGAGCGUCUAAAAGCGUAUCGCAUGUCGAAAGAGGGCAAAAAUAAAGCAGAAAAGAAUCGCUUACGUGUGGAAGAAGAGUUCUUGAAGAGUACACACGCGGCACGUGCAGAAGCUGCUGCUCAGCGUCGUGAAGACAAGCGCAAACAGGAGAAGGAACGCGUGCUUGCCGAGGACGACCCCGAGAAACAGCGUCGCUGGGAGCUAAAAGAACAGAAGCGCCAAGCCAAGAAAAAGGCGCCGAAAAUGAAACGUUUGGCAGUAAAAUCUUUAUAAGAUUAAAAUGUUCACCGCCACCAAUACGGGAGCGGUAAUUGUCUCUGCAGUUGACUGUUGUUGAUGUCAUUGGGACAUAUUUGAGAUAUAGCAAUAAACGUGCAUUCAAAAGCGUGUACAAGCCAUAGCUAUACUA
Molecule: messenger RNA, 1692 nt
Organism: Anastrepha obliqua
Lineage: Eukaryota; Metazoa; Arthropoda; Insecta; Diptera; Tephritidae
Product: PAT complex subunit CCDC47
Exons: 5
Coding region: 114-1556 (480 amino acids)
Biological process (GO): endoplasmic reticulum calcium ion homeostasis
Cellular component (GO): endoplasmic reticulum
Molecular function (GO): calcium ion binding
Source: RefSeq, a predicted model, not a curated record